Molecule: messenger RNA, 1575 nt
Organism: Monodelphis domestica (gray short-tailed opossum)
Lineage: Eukaryota; Metazoa; Chordata; Mammalia; Didelphimorphia; Didelphidae
Gene: CCDC97
Product: coiled-coil domain containing 97
Source: RefSeq, a predicted model, not a curated record
GCGGCCUCAGUGGGCAGCAUCUUUAGCAUCUCGGAAGGCUCGACUCGUACGGAUCCCUUAAAUCCUCCUUUCAGUAGAAGACCGAGUUUUUCUCCCUUUUACACUCACUUGGGGCCCCUUCGGAGGUAUACAGCCUUGGCGGGUUUUGCGCGAGCCGGAACCGCGGGCCAAAGAGCGCAGAUCGAGGUAGGGACGGUUUGAGCGCCACACUCGGGAGCGCCGGAAGUGGGCUCCGAGAACCCGGAUCUCGCCCGAGCGGACUCAGGAUGGAGACGGAAGCGGUUCAGGGAGCCCGAACAGCAGCCUCAGCAGCCUCAGCUUCAAUCAUCUCAAAGCCAGGCUCGGGGCUGGCAGGGGGCGCCCUGCACUGGGGGGAGCCAAGCGAGCCACAGGCCCCCAAGGCCCCCCAGAGCCGGGCCCCUGCCCAGCCCGAGGAGGACGGGCAGGACGAGGAAGGCGAUCGGGAGGACCCUGGUGUCCGGGCCAUGCUGCGCGCUGUGGCUGGCAGCAGCCACGUCCCCGUGCAAAGCCAGCAGAAGGAUGAGCCCGACUUCACUGAGAGGGAGAAGGUGGCCAUCCUGGGCCGCCUCUACCGGGACAAGCCCCUGGUCUUCCUGGAGCGCUUCCGGAGCAGCCUCCGCGAGGAGCACCUGGCCUGUUUCCAGCACCUGCGCGGGGACUACCGGGCCGACUUCUAUUGCGCAGAGGUGUUGCGGGGCAGCAGCGGCCGGGACAGGGCCUCCCGCACCCGGCUCAGGAACCGGCGCUAUGCUGCCCUCCAGGAGCUCAUCAGGGGUGGGGAGUACUUCAGCGACGAGCAGAUGCGGGCGCGGGACCCUCUGCUCUAUGAGCAGUACAUUGGACAGUACCUGAGUGAGGAAGAGCUGGCUGCCACCCGCUGCUCUGAGAGCCUGGCCCCUGAUGGCUGCCCCCUGGCCGACCUGCUCCUCCAGUCCUACCAGGAGGGGAUACUGCAGCGAAGGCUGCUGCAGCAGCAGGAGGAGGAGGAGGCCUGCUUGGAGGAGGAGGAAGAGGAGGAAGAGGACGACUGCGAGGAGGAAAAUUCAGGGCCGGGGCAAGAGGAGGAGGCCUGGGUCCCCGACUCCGAGGAAAAGGUCAUCCUGAGAGAGGAGUUCACCAGCAGAAUGCACCAGCGCUUCUUGGAUGGCAAAGAUGGAGACUUUGAUUACAGUAAGGUGGACGACAACCCAGAGUUCGACAACUUGGACAUUGUGAAUCGGGAUGAGGAAGAGCGCUAUUUCGAUGAGGAAGAGCCCGGGGAGGUGCUGAGCACGGAGCCAGAGCAGGAAUAGCCGCCCUCCCCACCCCCACCCCCGUAGCUCGGCUGGAGUCUGUGACCCUCUAUGAAAGCUGCUCAGCGGCUCCGCGGCUCCCUCUCUUUGUUCCUCCUCUUCCCUGCCUGGCCCGGAACUCUGGAGAGAAUCUGCCUGCCUCUGGCCAGAACAGAAAAGAGGUGGCCCCCGGCUCCCCCCAGUCCCCAACCACAGCCACAACUUUCCCUUCCUUCACUUCCUCCGGGCCUGUUUACACUCCCCAAAUACUUGCAGCCUGUUA